CUCAACAGUCGUCCGAAGGAGGGGGGUGAAAACACAUGAUAAUUGUGUUACAGUAUGAAAGGUCCCACCCGACACACAGGAGCAGCAGCUCUGGUGUUUUUCUCGCUUGUCUGAAUGAAAUGACAGCGGAAUUCGUCUGAUAGCAGAGGAACUGCGUCUCUAGCUGUCCGAGAGAGCAGGUCGGGUCGUCAGAGGAAUCAUUUCACUCAGAUGGGUCAGGCACUGUGGAGGCUGCCUCCCAGACAACAGCAGCAGCUUCAAGAAGAGCUUGCAGACCACCUGGCUGACCGAGGGGAGGGAGUUCGACGAGAGCAUGGGAGGGAUGGAGGUCCUCACAGGAGAGCCCCUCCUCAACCUUGUUACGGCCCUGACAUCUACCACCUGCUGAGAGCACGCAUGGGAGGUAGAGAACAGCAUGGCUUCAUAGAUCUGGAGAUGCUCCCUCCUGAAUUAGGCAUCACCAUCCUGUCGUACCUGAACGCCACUGACCUCUGCCUAGCUGGCUGCGUGUGGCAGGACCUCGGGAACGACGAGUAUCUGUGGCAGGGGCUGUGUAAGUCCACGUGGGGUCACUGCUCCAUCUACAACAGAAGACUCCCUGCUGGUUUCUCAUACAGGAGACUUUACCUGCAGCUGGAUGAAGGCAGCCUGACGUUUAACGCCAACCCACAGGAGGGUAUCGGUUACUUCAUGUCUAAAGGUAUCCUGGUCGAUCAUCCCAAGGAGCUGGCCAAGUUUAUUUUCUACACCAGACGGCUCAACUGGAAGAUGCUGAGGAUUUAUCUGGACGAGAGGAGGGAUGUCCUGGAUGAGUUGGUGACCCUCCAUAACUUCAGUAACCAGUUUCUCCCAAAUGCUCUGCGGGAUUUCUUCAGACACAUACACGCCCCCGAGGAGAGAGGGGAGUACCUGGAGACGCUCAUCACCAAGUUCAGCCACAGGUUCUGUGCCUGCAACCCUGUACUGGUCCGGGACCUUGGCCUUAGCCCUGACGCCGUGUACGUGCUAUGCUACAGCCUCAUCCUGCUGUCCAUUGACCUGACCAGCCCUCAUGUCAAGAACAAAAUGUCUAAGAGGGAGUUCAUCAGGAACACUCGGCGAGCGGCACACAAUGUGUCUGAUGACUUUGUGGGCCACCUCUAUGACAACAUUUACCUGAUUGGACAUGUGGCGGCGUAGCUCCGCCUGCCAUCUGAAACCCUGACACUGCACUGAAGAAGAAGAGGACGAGGAGGAGGUUUUGGACAAUGUGGAACAGUUUUCAAGAAAUAAUACAAGAAAUAGAUUUUAUUAGAAAGAGUAGAAAAUUAAGUUCACCUCUGCACUGUGACACAAACUGUGAUGUUGCCUGUACACCGAAGAUGUGACACAUCUUUAAAACCAAGUCAUUGCAAAGAAGGAGGUUUUAAAGUGCAAACAUGAAGACAAGCUCUGAUUCUGCACUGACGGAUGAGUACUACUGAAAAAGGAGGAAGGGGAAGGGGCACUCACGCUGGGUUCUGAUUGGACAGCUUCACGCUCACCUGUAGGACAAACACUGGGGAAUACAUGAAGAAGAAACUGAAGAUGCUGAAAUAAUCACUCACCUGUGUGGCUCAAGACAGAGGAGCACUGGAGCUUCACUUUAUAGAAGAACAUAUUUUUUUCUGUUGCUCAUUCCAGAAUUUUCUGUCUUUUUCUUUUAGAGUAAACAAACAAAACACCUUUUACAUUCUCUAGACGUUUACUAUGGGGUUUGAUUUAAAGGCACCAAACUCUCCUCCCUGCACUAAAACAUUAAACAAGUUCCACCUUAUGAAUGUCACCUGUGCAUUAAGUUUGAUCAUAGUUUAAUCUACCCCCUGAAGUUAAAUGUGAUCACUUUCAUACUCAAAAUACCCUAACCUCUGCAAACUGCACUUUCUUAUACCUUUUUUACACCUUUGGCUGGCGUUUCUGCAGACAUGGCUGUAAUAAUUUUUAAAAAGGGUGGAAACGGUGGAAAAGUGGGCUGGUAUGUACAUAAGAUUAUAAAAGCCAGACGUAAGGAAAAUAAAGUCAGACAAUUUUACUUUAUUCCUAAAUUAAAACAUUUUAUAGCCUUCAGUGAUUCAUUUAACUUAUAACAAGCACUACAACUGAAAGUCUGAUUUAUUUUGGGACAAGUCCACUUUUUUAUAUUUCUUUGCUAUUCUGAAAAAUUAAACUGAAGUCUUAAAUCUUGACUAUAUUCUUUCCUUUUUUCUCCACACGUUUAUUCUUUAAGUGAAGGCUUUACUCUCAGCACCUUACUCUCAAUACUUUUACUUUAUUUUGACACACCUGUUCCAUUCUCAGCAUGUCAACACUAUAUUUGAUGUGUCACAUCAACUCUCAAAGACUUUUUUCUCUCUAAAAAAGUGAUGCAACUCUAUAUUUCUAAUUUACUUCAUGCAUUUGGAUUCUAUUUUUGACGUGACAUUUAUUUUUUAUAAAAACUGUUGUUGACUUUUCUCCAUAUUAUGGCUAUAACCUUGAAAUCUUGACCAUAUUCGAAAUGUUUAAUAUUGUCACUCAAAAUUGUGGCUUUUUUUUGACAUGCCAAUUUAUUCUUAAAGUUUUGAUUUCAGUUUUCAGAACUUCAAAUUACAUUUUGUCAGAAUUCAGUGUUGAUUUCAACAUAUCAACUUUUUCUUCACAUUACGACUUAAAUUCAGAAAUUUGGACUCCCACCUGACUUUGUGACUAAAGUCUUCAAGUUUGGACAUUUUGAUUCAAACUUGGAAUCUGGAAUAUAUUCCUGACUCUUCUUAUUCAUUAUUAACAUUUCAAUACUAUUCUGGCCUUUCCACUGUGCUCCUUUUCAUCACGUUGGACUCUCGACACUUUGAUUGUAUUCCUAAUAUAGACUGUAUCUCCACACCCCCCUUUUAAUUAAUCUCAAAUAUUACAAUCCAUCUUAUCUUUUAAACAUCCCAACCUUACUGUGGAUAUUUUCACCUUGUUUUUAAAUUAUACACACUGAUUUGAAAUAUUGAUUUUGUAUUAACUUCAUUCUAAACAUCUCAACCUUGUUUUUGACAUUUGGAUUUAAUACUGGGUACGACAUUUUUUAUUCCCAACAUUUCUCAAAAAUGUGUCAUUUUUCCCAAACAAGGUUAUGCAACUCAAUAUUGUGUAUUCUCUGCAUUUGGACUAUAUUUAUUACUCAUUUUUACUCUUGUGACAUUGUGAAUAAAUUCACAGUAUUUCCUUUUUAUUUUUAAUUUUGACUUUCCCUCAACGUGUUCACUUGUCCUGAGAUUUCUGCAAUAUUCAUUUAUUUUGAAGUAAAUCUUGAAAUGCAUAAAUUAGAGAAUGUACUUCUGAACUUGUCUUCUUAUGUCUGGUCCUGAUAAUCUUUUGCAAUUGUAACUGAACAGCAUAAUUCAUCAAUUUAAAUCAGACACUUGAUAGUUUUCUACAUAUUGUUAUAUUUACAGUGUAAAGAAUGUAUUUAUAACAAAACAGCCACUUCAGCUGCAAUUCCUUCAGUCUUGUUGGAAUCAGAAGAGAUGAAUUUGAUACUGAGCUGUUUGUAAUGGAGUGGAAAAACAUUGGAGAAUAGGGUUUGCAGUUGGACACACCUGUUACUGAAACCUCCACAGGUGUGACAGUAGUCUAGUUGUGUCCAUGUCAAACCUGAGAAGAGUAUAAGUCAGGACAAAUUGAAAAGAAUUCAAUUUUCAGCCCAUGUUAACAAAGACACUUAGUGCUCAUAGCUCCACCACCCCCGUCCCAGCAGCUAGCAUGUAGCAGCAGCUAACAGUGUGGUGUCUCUGAAUGUAACCAACAGACAGGAGAAGAAGUUUUCCAUUUAACCUUUGUUUUAAUAAGUUAAAGGGGGUUAUAUCAUAACGCAAAUACCUGCAAUACUGACAUUAAUUUAUUUCUUGAUUGUUUUCUAUCUAUUGUUUUCUUUAAAUCCUGUUUAUAGAUUAUUUCAUUUUAUGACGCCUCUUCCUUAUGAAGUCUGAUCAUUAGUUUUAUUGAUUCUUGCGAAUGAUGCACACUGAUGUUUUUUUAUUAUUAUGAAGGACUUCCUUUUCAUGUAGAGUGGUUUUUAUGUGGGCACUAUUAAACUUUAUGACUGGCAAUAUGUUGCUGAGAAAAUGUUGAACUUGUUAGAGUCUUGAAACCUGGACUUGAUUGACUCACAUGUUUUGACCACUUGCAGUUUUACAGUUUGAUGUAUUAAAAGAUAGAAAUCACA
Molecule: messenger RNA, 4210 nt
Organism: Notolabrus celidotus (New Zealand spotty)
Lineage: Eukaryota; Metazoa; Chordata; Actinopteri; Labriformes; Labridae
Gene: fbxo8
Product: F-box protein 8
Exons: 8
Coding region: 211-1179 (322 amino acids)
Biological process (GO): regulation of ARF protein signal transduction
Molecular function (GO): protein binding; guanyl-nucleotide exchange factor activity
Source: RefSeq, a predicted model, not a curated record